Messenger RNA from Coregonus sp. 'balchen', 18422 nucleotides. Lineage: Eukaryota; Metazoa; Chordata; Actinopteri; Salmoniformes; Salmonidae. The record is from the annotation of a GenBank genome assembly.
CUACGCUCCGCCAACUGCAGAAACUGGUGUGGAAAGCAGUUAGUUUGGAGUAAAACAACCCUCGGAAAGGAGGCUGAAAAAUACUUUCAAAACACAGUAAGGCAAACAAAGGAGCGCAGUGUCAUUCUCGUAAUCGAAUUGUCCAGGUAACUUCCAAAUUCUCCCGACAUCAUACAUCUUUCGUUUAUGUCUGCAGCCAGGUGGAAAUUAUCCUAUCAGUAUGUUUAAUUCACUUCAGGCGGGUUGGGGGGAUAGAGAAGGCACGAUGGUGUCUCUGAAAAACGUAUCUCCUCCAAGUGAAGGAAUACGGCACGAGCAAGGUGAAAUCACCGCUAUUUGGAAUGGCGAGGGGCUUGGACCAGGGACUCUGUACAUUGCAGAAACGUGAGAUUUUUAAAAUUUUAUCAAGAAACUGCGAGAUUUGAUUGAAAUCGACUAGUAUGUGUUUGACAAAGGCCUUUCCUCAUCUUGCCAAACUCACGUGCGUAACAUUUAUUUUUCAUUAACUAUUUUUGGCAUUCAUCUCUCUCAGAUGUGUAUCAUGGUUCGAUGGGUCUGGAAUGGGCUUUUCUUUGGAAUACCGGUCAAUCAGCCUCCACGCAAUCUCGCGGGACCUUACCGCGUACCCGAAAGAGCACCUGUACGUCAUGGUCAACACCAAACUCAAAGGUGAGGUUUCUCAAAGAUUCUUUGUCUUUCUCUCAAGUCCAGUGUAUUCAGAAUAGUCUCACUUUCCGAAGUGCAAUGAGACCAUAUCAUUUUGAAGCGAGCGGAAAGUUAUAAAAAGUUGAGCCUGUACAUAGACCUAAUUAUUGUCUAAUAUUAUGCACGAAAAGGUUGCUUCGACAUAAGCGGUUUCUCACAGCAUGCCAACCCAAAGACCGCAUUGUAGCCUAACGUUACAUUUUGUACUAACAAAGUAAGGGUGUAUUCAUUAUUCGGAUUCCGUUUCAAAACGUUUUGCAACAAACCCUUUACUCCAAAAAAGUUUAGCAAUGAAAGAGUUUCUAUCGGACAAAUUCAGGAAGGGCCCUCAGUUUUUUUCUGUUUGGUUCCUAAAGUAAAAUGUAACCGGUUUCCAUAGCAAAAGAUUUUGCAACAGACAACGUUUUGCAAUCUGGCUAAUACAUCCUUGGCAUGCCUCCUGUCCAGCCUGGUCUCAUAGACUAGACGUAACAUAGUAAACGUAAAUCCGGGAUACUGAAAUUAGUAUGGUAUGUUAGGUUUGGUAUGGUUACAUAAGACAGAUUGGUUACUUAUGCAGAAAUGAAAAGUAGGGUGUUUGGAUGGGUGGGCGUAUAAUGCAAAUGCCUAGCAACCCAAAGGUUGCGAAUUCGAAUCUUAACAUGGACAACUUUAGAAUUUUAGCUAAUUAGCAACUUUUUAACUACUUGCUACUUUGCAACUACUUAGCAUGUUAGCUAACCUUAACCCUUUUAGCGAACCCUUCCCCUAACCUAACUCCUAAACUUAACCCUAACCUUAAUAAUAAUGCCUAGCUAACGUUAUCCAGCUAGCUAGAAUUCGUAACAUAUCAAACAUUUAGAAAAUUUGUAAAAUAUUUUACAUUUAACAAAUUCAUAACAUAUAAUACGGAUUGUAAUUCGUAACAUAUCAUACGAAAUGGCAGAUGAACAACCACAAAUGAAUACAUACCAUACGAAAUGUAUCAUAUCAUACUAAACGGAGUCCCUCGGAUUUACGUAAAGAAUAAUACAGAAAACUCUGAGACAGGUUGUCCUGUCAGGAACAGCCACCAUUCAUCCCACACAUACUCACCCGCUGCUGAAUGGCCGUUUUUACCCCCUAGAGAGGCUCAUUGUCGUAUUGCGGAUGGGCGAGCUGCCAGUCACGGUUGCUCGGACAUCCAAUGCUCUCGAGAGCUUGUUUACAGCUGAGUUGCUGCAGAGACUAAACAAUAAGCAGUGUUUUUGCUUCAUGUCUUAGGUCAUGCCAAGGUCAUUAGACUUAACUUGCUCGCUUAUGCCUAUUCGUUUUGCCAAUUGUUGCAUUGUCGAAGGAACCUGCAAGUAAGCAUUUAGUUGGAUUGUGUAUCCUGUACAUACGACUAAUAAAAUGGCAAACUUGAAAUUGUACUUUGUCAUUUUAUUAAUGCCAGUUAACAGUUAUUGUAGUGCUCUUAGAUUCACCUUCACACUUUUUUGGUAGGAAAGGUGGUUUAAAAUGUUAAAUAAAAUAUUGUUCCAUUUGCACAUUGGACACUUGGUUGUAUAGGUAGUGAAAAAUCAAAAUGAAAGUCAACUUUCUGUCAAUUUUUCUUUGAGUUAAGCUUUGUGGGGCUUUCAUUCCUUUUAUGGAAAGGAAAGAGCUGACAUCCUUUGGGAGAGGAGGGUUUUCCUUAGCCCAGGUUCUAGACCAAGUGGAACUCGGGUCUAGUUGUAUUACAUAUACCCACCUUGCGAGUUACUUCCCGACCUGUGACCGUGCCUGUUUGGGGACACUUUUCCCAAGUCCGAAGGUAUAUCCGUAAUCUGUAUACAGUUCUGAUUGAAAAAGGCGUCCUGUGCAUUGCCGAGUAGGCAAGACUUGUCUGACAUCUGAGUGUUUUUCUGCUGUACUGUGUCAGUGGAGGCUCCUCAGAGGAAGGGGAGGACCAUCCUACUCAGUAAAUUUCAGAAAAAUUUAAAUAGUUAAGCAAAGUUAUCCUUUUUAGAUAAAACUAUACUAAAUAUAUUCACUUGUCACCAAAUAACUGAUUUAAACACUGUUUUGCAGUGGUCUACAGUAGCCUCAACAGCACCCUCUUGGGGUAGCACCAUGGUGUAGCCGGAGGACAGCUAGUUUCUGUCUUCCGCUGGGUACAUUGACUUCAAUACAAAACCUUGGAGGCUCAUGUUUCUCAACCCCUUCCAUAGACUUAUACAGUAAUAAUGACGACUUCCGAAGGAUGUUGCCCAACCUCCGCUCUUGCAGUAUGAACUGACAUGUUGUCCAUCCAAUCAAAGGAUCAGAGAAUUAAUAUACACUACCGGUCAAAAGUUUUAGAACACCUACUCAUUCAAGGGUUUUUCUUUAUUUUUACUAUUUUCUACAUUGUAGAAUAAUAGUGAAGACAUCAAAACUAUGAAAUAACACAUAUGGAAUCAUGUAGUAACCCAAAAAGUGUUAAACAAAUCAAAAUAUAUUUUAUAUUUGAGAUUCUUCAAAUAGCCACCCUUUGCCUUGAGAGCUUUGCACACACUUUUAUAACUGUUUGGAAUAAUGAUUGCACCCAAGAUCAGCUAGAUGCAGGCAAGAGUGUGCAAGGCGGUAUCGAAUAUGUCACCUUGAUUACUCAAAUGUGUCUCUCGACCUGUGCACAUGUUAAACUUUCAUUUGUAGGCUAGGUUGUAGCACCGUCACCGGCUUCAUAAGGAAAUGUGUGGGCGACGUUGUCCCUACAGUGACGGUUCGCUGCUUCCCCAAUCAAAAGUCCUGGAUUAACACGGAGGAUCAAAUCAAAAUGUAUUUGCCACAUGGGCCGAAUACAGCAGGUCUAGACCUUACAGUGAAAUGCUUACUUACAAGCCCUUAACCAACAAUGCAGUUUUAAGAAAAUAAAAGUGUUAAGUAAAACAUAAAAAUAGCAAAUAAUUAAAGAGCAGCAGUAAAAUAAAAUAACAGUAGAGAGGCUAUACAGGGGGUACCGGUACAGUGUCAUUGUGCGGGGGCACCGGUUAGUCGAGGUAAUUGAGGUAAUAUGUACAUGUGGGUAGAGUUAAAGUGACUAUGCAUAGAUAAUAAACAGAGUAGCAGCAGCGUAAAAGAGAAGGUGGGGUGGGGGGGCAAUGCAAAAAGUCUGGGUAGCUAUGAUUAGCUGUUCAGGAGUCUUAUGGCUUGGGUAGAAGCUGUUACGAAGCCUUUUGGACCUAGAUUUGGCGCUCCGGUACCGCUUGCCAUGCGGUAGCAGAGAGAACAGUCUAUGACUAGGGUGGCUGGAGUCUUUGACCAUUUUUAGGGCCUUCCUUUGACACCGCCUGGUAUAGAGGUCCUGGAUGGCAGGAAGCUUGGCCCCAGUGAUGUACUGGGCCAUACACACUACCCUCUGUAGUGCCUUGCGGUCGGAGGCCGAGCAGUUGCCAUACCAGGCGGUGAUGCAACCAGUCAGGAUGCUCUCGAUGGUGCAGCUGUAGAACCUUUUGAGGACCCAUGCCAAAUCUUUUCAGUCUCCUGAGGGGAAUAGGCUUUGUCGUGCCCUCUUCACGACUGUCUUGGUGUGUUUGGACCAUGAUAGUUUGUUGGUGAUGUGGACACCAAGGAACUUGAAGCUCUCAACCUGGUCCACUACAGCCCUCCAUUUCCUGUAGUCCACAAUCAUCUCCUUUAUCUUGAUCACGUUGAGGGAGAGGUUGUUAUCCUGGCACCACUCGGCCAGGUCUCUGACCACCUCCCUAUAGGCUGUCUCAUCGUUGUCUGUGAUCAGGCCUACCACUGUUGUCGUCGGCAAACUUAAUGAUGGUGUUGGAGUCGUGCCUGGCCAUACAGUCAUGGGUGAUCAGGGAGUACAGGAGGGGACUGAGCACACACCCUUGAGGGGCCCCCGUGUUUAGGAUCAGCGUGGCAGAUGUGUUGUUACCUACCCUUACCACCUGGGGGCGGCCCGUCAGGAAGUCCAGGAUCCAGUUGCAGAGGGAGGUGUUUAGUCCCAGGGUCCUUAGCUUAGUGAUGAGCUUUCAGGGCACUAUGGUGUUGAACGCUGAGCUGCAGUCAAUGAAUAGCAUUCUCACGUAGGUGUUCCUCUUGUCCAGGUUGGAAAGGGCAGUGUGGAGUGCAAUAGAGAUUGGAUCUGUUGGGGUGGUAUGCAAAUUGGAGUGGGUCUAGGGUUUCUGGGAUAAUGGUGUUGAUGUGAGCCACGACCAGCCUUUUCAUGGCUACAGAUGUGAGUGCUACGGGUCGGUAGUCAUUUAGACAGGUUACCUUAGUGUUCUUGGGCACAAGGACUAUGGUGGUCUGCUUGAAACAUGUUGUUAUUACAGACUCAGUCAGGGACAUGUUGAAAAUGUUAAUUGAAGACACUUGCCAGUUGGUCAGUGCAUGCUCGGAGUACACGUCCUGAUGAUCUAUCUGGCCUUCGGCCUUGUGAAUGUUGACCUGCUUAAAAGUCAUACUCACAUCGGCUACGGAAAACGUGAUCACAUAGUCCUCCGGAACAGCUGAUGCUCUCAUGCAUGCUUCAGUGUUGCUUGCCACGAAGCGAGCAUAGAAGUGAUUUAGCUCAUCUGGUAGGCUUGUGUCACUGGGCAGCUCGCGGCUGUGCUUCCCUUUGUAGUCUGUAAUAGCUUUCAAGCCAUGCCACAUCCGACGAGCGUCGGAGCCGGUGUAGUAUGAUUCAAUCUUAGUCCUGUAUUGACUCUUCGCCUGUUUGAUGGUUCGUCGGAGGGCAUAGCGGGAUUUCUUAUAAGCGUCCGGGUUAGUGUUCCGCUCCUUGAAAGCGGCAGCUCUACCCUUUAGCUCAGUGCGGAUGUUGCCUGUAAUCCAUGGCUGUUGGUUGGGGUAUGUACGUAUGGUCACUGUGGGGACGACGUCAUCGAUGCACUUAUUGAUGAAGCCAGUGACUGAUGUGGUGUACUCCUCAAUGCUAUCGGAAGAAUCCCGGAACAUAUUCCAGUCUGUGCUAGCAAAACAGUCCUGUAGCUUAGCAUCUGCCUCAUCUGACCACUUCCUUAUUAACCGAGUCACUGGUGCUUCCUGCUUUUAGUUUCUGCUUAUAAGCAGGAAUCAGGAGGAUGGAGUUAUGGUCAGAUUUGCCAAAUGGAGGGCGAGGGAGAGCUUUGUACGCGUCUCUGUGGGUCGAGUAAAGAUGGUCUAGUGUUUUUUCUUCUGGUUGCACAUUUAACAUGCUGGUAGAAGUUAGGUAGAACGGAUUUAAGUUUCCCUGCAUUAAAGUCCCCUGCCACUAGGAGCGCUGCCUCUGGAUGAGCGUUUUCCUGUUUACUUAUGACCUUAUACAGCUCAUUGAGUGCAAUCUUAGUGCCAGCAUCGGUUUGUGGUGGUAAAUAGACAGCUACGAAAAAUAUAGAUGAAAUCUCUCUUGGUAAAUAGUGUGGUCUACAGCUUAUCAUGAGAUACUCUACCUCAAGUAAGCAAAACCUCGAGACUUCCUUAGUAUUAGAUUUUAUGCACCAGCUGUUGUUUACAAAUAUACACAGACCGCCACCCUUUGUCUUACCAGAGUCAGCCGUUCUAUCCUGCCGAUGUAGCGUAUAUCCCGCCAGCUGUAUGUUAUCCAUGUCGUCGUUCAGCCACGACUCGGUGAAACAUAAGAUUACAGCUUUUAAUGUCCCAUUGGUAGGAUAACCUUGAUCUUAGGUCGUCCAAUUUAUUUUCAAAUGAUUGUACAUUGGCUAAUGGGAUUGAUGGAAGAGGCACUUUACUCGCUCGCCGUCGGAUCCUUACAAGGCACCCCGACCUACGUCCACGAUAUAUCCGUCUCAUGCGAAUGACGGGGAUUUGGGCCUUGUCGGGUGUCUGUAGAAUAUUAUUCGCAUCCGACUCAUUGAUAUAAAGAUCUUUGUCCAAUACGAGGUGAGUAAUCACUAUCCUGAUAUCCAGAAGCUCUUUUUGGUCAUAAGAGACGGUGGCAGAAACAUUAUGUACAGAAUAAAUUACAAAUAACGCGAAAAAACACUGAUAAUAGUACAAUUGGUUAGAGGGCUGUAAAACGGCAGGUAUCUUCUCCGGUGCCAUUAUCUGGCGCUAAGCUAAGCGUAAUCAAACGAGCAAAAGGUCAAUAUAGGAAUAAAGUGGAAUCAUACUACACAAGCUCUAACUUCCGCCGCAUGUGGAUUACAAAGGAAGACCCAGCUGUGAUCUGCCCAACGAUGCCACUCUUCCAGACGAACUCAAUACAUUUUAUGCACGCUUCGACAAUCACACCGUGCGUGAGGGCCCCCACUGACUCAGGACUGGGUGAUCUCGCUCUCCGAGGCCAAGGUGAGGUAAGGUCUUUUAAAUCAGGUUAAAACUCACGGGGCCGGACGGUAUUCCAGGGAGCGUUCUCAGAGCAUGUGCCGAUCAGCUGGCAGGCAUAUUCACGGUAAUAAAAUGCAAAUGAAUUACUUAAAAAUCAUAAUGUGAUUUUCUGGAUUUUUGUUUUAGAUUCCGUCUCUCACAGUUGAAGUGUACCUAUGAUAAAAAUUACAGACCUCUACAUGCUUUGUAAGUAGGAAAACCUGCAAAAUCGGCAGUGUAUCAAAUACUUGUUCUCCCCACUGUAUACUGACUACCCACACACACUUGCCUAAAAUCAUCAUUUACGUUGCUGCUACUCUGUUUAUCAUAUCCUGAUGCCUAGUCACCUUACCCAUAUACAUACACUACGUGACCAAAAGUAUGUGGACACCUGCUCAUCGAACAUCUCAUUCCAAAAUCAUGGGCAUUAAUAUGGAGUUGGUCCCCCCUUUGCUGCUAUAACAGCCUGCACUCUUCUGGGAAGGCUUUCCACUAGAUGUUUGAACUUUGCUGCAAGGACUUGCUUCCAUUCAGCCACAAGCAUUAGUGAGGUCGGGCACUGAUGUUCUGCGAUUAAGCCUGGCUCGCAGUCAGCGUUCCAAUUCAUCCUAAAGGUGUUCGAUGGGGUUGAGGUCAGGGCUCUGUGCAGGCCAGUCAAGUAAUUCCACACCGAUCUCAACAAACCAUUUCUGUAUGGACCUCACUUUGUGCACUGGGGCAUUGUCAUGCUGAAACAGGAAAGGGCCUUCCCCAAACUGUUGCCACAAAGUUAGAAGCACAGAAUCGUCUAGAAUGACAUUGUAUGCUGUAGCGUUAAGAUUUCCCAUCACUGGAAGUAGGGGGCCUAGCGUGAACCAUGAAAAACAGCCCCAGAACAUUUAUUCCUCUCAACCAAACUUUUGUUGGAACUAUACAUUGGGGCAGGUAGCGUUCUCCUGGCAUCCGCCAAACCCAGAUUUGUCCGUCAGACGAUGGUGAAGCGUGAUUCAUCACUCCAGAGACUCGUUUCCACUGCUCCAGAGUCCAAUGGCGGCAAGCUUUACACCACUCCAGCUGACGCUUGGCAUUGCGCAUGGUGAUCUUAGGCUUGUGUGCGGCUGCUCGGCCAUGGAAAGCCAUUUCAUGAAGCUCCCGACAAACAGUUCUUGUGCUGACGCUGCUUCCAGAGGCAGUUUGGAACCCGGUAGUGAGUGUUGCAACCGAGGACAGACGAUUUUUACACGCUACUCGCUUCAGCACUCAGCGGUCCCGUUCUGUGCGCUUGUGUGGCCUACCAGUUCACGGCUGAGCCAUUGUUACUCCUAGAUGUUUCCACUUCACAAUAACCGCACUUACAGUUGACCAGGGAAGCUCUAGCAGGGCAGACAUUUGAUGAACUGACUUGUUGGAAAGGUGGCAUCCUAUGCCGGUGCCACGUUCAAAGACACUGAGCUCUUCAGUAAGGCCAUUCUACUGCCAAUGUUUGUUUAUGGAGAUUGCAUGGCGGUGUGCUCGGUUUUAUACCUGUCAGCAACGGGUGUGGCUGAAAUAGCCAAAUCCACUAAUUUGAAGGGGUAUGCACAUACUUUUGUGUGUAAAUUCAGAAAAAAAAGAAACGUCCCUUCUUCAGGACCCUGUCUUUCAAAGAUAAUUUGUAAAAAUCCAAAUAACUUCACAGAUCUUCAUUGUAAAGGGUUUAAACACUGUUUCCCAUGCUUGUUCAAUGAACCAUAAACAAUGAAUGAACAUGCACCUGUGGAACGGUUUUAAGACACUAACAGCUUACAGACGGUAGGCAAUUAAGGUCACAGUUAUGAAAACUUAGGACACUAAAGAGGCCUUUCUACUGACUCUGAAAAACACCAAAAGAAAGAUGCCCAGGGUCCCUGCUCAUCUGCGUGAACGUGCCUUAGGCAUGCUGCAAGGAGAAAUGACGACUGCAGAUGUGGCCAGGGCAAUAAAUUGCAAUGUCUGUACUGUGAGACGCCUAAGACAGAGCUACAGGGAGACAGGACGGACAGCUGAUUGUCCUCGCAGUGGCAGACCAUGUGUAACAACACCUGCACAGGAUCGGUACAUCCGAACAUCACACCUGCGGGACAGGUACAGGAUGGCAACAACAACUGCCCGAGUUACACCAGGAACGCACAAUCCCUCCAUCAGUGCUCAGACUGUCUGCAAUAGGCUGAGAGAGGCUGGACUGAGGGCUUGUAGGCCUGUUGUAAGGCAGGUCCUCACCGGCAACAACAUCGCCUAUGGGCACAAACCCACCAUCGCUGGACCAGACUGGUCUUGCAAAAAGUGCUCUUCACUGACGAGUCACUGACAAGGACACAUUAUUCAAUUUCUGUUAGUCACAUGUCAGUGGAACUUGUUCAUUUUGUCUCAGUUGUUGAAUCUUAUGUUUAUACAAAUAUUUACACAUGUUAAGUUUGCUGAAAAUAAACGCAGUUGACAGUGAGGACGUUUUCUUUUUUUGCUGAGUUUGUGUAUAGAUCUAGCUAUCACUCCAGUAUCCCUGCACAUUGUAAAUAUGGUAUUGGAACUGACCCUGUAUGUAGCUUCUUACACUCUCCUUUUCUUUUUAUUUAGUGUGUAUUUUUGAUCUACCUUAUGUCGUGGAAAUUACCACCAGGGACACUUGAAGUCAAUCUUAAAUUAAUCAUUGUUUAUUAACAGCAAGCUGGAGAGGUCACAGUCAAACUUAGAUGCGUAAAGUACCGGUCUGAAGUGAGCUCUACCGGGGCAGUUUGGUUAGUUCUCUUAUAUACUGCUUAAACAGACAAGUUAUAUUUGCAUGAUUUAGCUUAUUCAUCAUUCAUAAUUAAUUCAUUAACGUUUGGUUCAUGCAUGUGACUGACCAAUACCUCAUGAGGCUUCUUCUCUCCAAGCUGAGAGAUCCCUUUCGUUCUCAAAACAAUGUUCUGGGCGUACUGCCAAAUUGCAGAUACUGAUAAUGAGGAUUCCUCCCAGGCACGAUCUAUCAGUCACUUGCAUGAACCCAGUCGAAUUGGUAAUUAGAAAAGCACAAACACAAAAUGUUCCAUCAUAUUUGUUAUUGACUCUAUGGCUGCGUUUAUCCGGGCAGCCCAAUUCUGAUCUUUUGCCCAAUUUUUUUGUAGCAAAAUAUCUGAAUUGGGCUGCCUGUGUAAACGCAGAUUAACAAGUUACCCCCCCCCCCCCCCCACACACACACAGAUAACUGUGAGAAGGAUGUGGAGGAAGAGGAUGAUGAAGAUGAGAGUACUGAUGAUGACUGCGAUGCUGAUUCCAUAAGUCCUGUUACAGAGAUCCGUUUUGUGCCCAGUGACACGGCCUCCUGUAAGUGGUAACUGUGGAAUACCAUACAUGCAUACUUCACCCUAUUGUGAGCUAUAUCAGCACAGUAUUGGACUCUGUAAUAGAUAUUCAGGCCUGAGCUAAAUUUGAAAAUGAACCCCAAAGGAAUGUUACUUAGAUCGGACCAAAUUGAUGGUCGCUUUUACAGCUGAAGAGGUAACAACUUAGAUCUAUGGUUCGGGGAAAGUGUUGGUUUGAACAACUUUCCCAAAUACUUGCCUGAAUUUGUGUGUGUGUUUUCCACCCUCCAGUGGAGCCCAUGUUCUCAGCCAUCUCUGAAUGCCAGGCCCUGCACCCUGACCCUGAAGACUCAGACUCUGAGGGAGAUGAGUACGACGUUGAAGAAGCUGGUGAGUGAGCACUCCAUGGCCAUGUUCAGUAUUCAUUAGGGCACACAGCAGAAUGUUUUGCAACGGGAAACGAAAAUGAACCUUUCCCAUUGAACAAGUCCAGGUAGUCCCUCCCUGCUUUAGUCUUCUGCCGUUUGGUGCCUAAUGAACACAACCCGUCUUUCUUGCCAACAAAUGAACUUCUCUUGACCUCUAGACUUGGAUGUUUCAUGGCUAAAUGUCCUCCAUGCACCUCCUCGACACCUUGACAACUGUUCUGCGAUCAGUAUAAGGAUGCACAUUAAUUUGUCUCAUUCAGGUCGUGUUGGACUAGGUCAGUGCUAAAAUAAUAAUUGAUGUUGGCUAACUUUAACGAAAGUGUUCAUUCGGUUUAUGAUGCCAUGCCUAAACGCAUAGUGACUGUAAAUCCAGAAUAAACAUACUUUUUUAAUUUGAUUUUUUUAUUUAAAGACCACAACAUACUUUACAGUCCUACAGAAUAAUUUCAUUGGGGCGCCCAGUGUCAACUAUAUGUGGAUAUUUUACUAACCCUGCGGUCUCUUGUCUCCCCCACCCACAGAACAGGGUCAGAUAGACCUGACCGCAUUUUACAAUUUUGAGGAUGGUCUGUCCCAGCUCACCCUGGAGGGCCAGGCCACCCUGGAAAAACUGGAGGGGAUGCUGGCCAACUCUGCAUCCCAGAAACACCACUGCGUGGCCGGGGCCAUGCCCGAGGACACCCCAACGGGAUGCUGCAAUGGUAUGGGCUUGAAACAAAUUGGAAUGUGGUCUGCAUUGCUUUGUAUAUGCACCUGGGUCGCCUUCAUUAGGGCAUGCAAUGGAAAAAGAAAAUGAGUCCAAGUUGUCCCUCCCCGUUUCAGUCUUUCUGUUUGGUGCCUAAUGAACACCCCUGAUUUGGGUAACAGUAGGUCCUAGGGGUGGACAUUUUGUGGUAGUACCGGGAAAAAUGCAAGAUGCUCUGAUGAAGAUACAUGAAGCAUCAGCGACACGUGUCAGCAUUUGAUUAUUGAAGGGAAUCAAUUUGCCGUCCUGAACCUCCUGCCAGCAUUUUAGUUUAACAGUAUUAAGCACCCCAUCAGUAGUCUAGCCUCAAAUUCCAAACUGAAUAACACUAGGUUUCACUAUUGUUUCAAGUAGCCCUUAUGUUACUGAAUGUAUUCAUAUUUCGUUAUCAACAAAUGCUGCAAAAAGUACAGAUGUGUAAAAUGCACAUAAAAUUAACAAUAGCGUUUGGAUUCAGUCUAGUAAGCUGGACGGCUUUGUCCUCACCUUUUGAUCCAUUCAUUUCCCCAUAAUCUCCAGACUGUUCCUUUUCAAUUGCUACCAUGGUUAUGCAUUUCAUAUUUCAUCUGUAAGAAACAUUUUAAUUUAGUGUUGUCCGUGAUAUAGGCCAAUUCCCAUGAGUGUAAAGGUUUAAGAAAUGCAGCAUAAUUCAGCCCUGUUUUCAAGGCUUCCCCUUCAGCAGUCCAGUAAAAAUAAAAUCUAAUACCCCAUAAUGACAAAGCAAAAACAGGUUUUAGAAAUGUUAGCGCAUUUAUUAAAAAGAAGAAACUGAAAUAUUACAUUUACAUAAGUAUUCAGACCCUUUACUCAGUACUUUGUUGAAGCACCUUUGGCAGCGAUUAGUCUCAAGUCUUCUCGGGUAUGACGCUACAAGCUUGGCACACCUGUAUUUGGGGAGUUUCUCUCAUUCUUCUCUGCAGAUCCUCUCAAGCUCUGUCAGGUUGGAUGGGGAGCGUCGCUGCACAGCUAUUUUCAGGUCUCCCAGAGAUGUUCGAUCAGGUUCAAGUCCGGGCUCUGGCUGGGCCACUCAAGGACAUUCAGAGACUUGUCCCGAAGCCACUCCUGCGUUGUCUCGGCUGUGUGCUUAGGUUUGUUGUCCUGUUGGAAGGUGAACCUUCGACCCAGUCUGAGGUCCUGAGCGCUCUGGAGCAGGUUUUCAUCUCUCUGAGGUCCUGAGCGCUCUGUGCUCCGUUCAUCUUUCCCUCGAUCCUGACUAGUCUCCCAGUCCCUGCCGCUGAAAAACACCCCCACAGCAUGAUACUGCCACCACCAUGCUUCACCGUAGGGAUGGUGCCAGGUUUCCUCCAGACGUGACGCUUUGCAUUCAGGCCAAAGAGUUGAAUCUUGGUUUCAUCAGACCAGAGAAUCUUGUUUUCAUGGUCUGAGAAUCCUUUAGGUGCCUUUUGGCAAACUCCAAGCAGGCUGUUGUGUGCUUUUUUUACUGAGGCGUGGCUUCCAUCGGGCCACUCUACCAUAAAGGCCUGAUUGGUGGAGUACUGCAGAGAUGGUUGUCCUUCUGGAAGGUUCUCCCAUCUCCACAGAGGAACUCUGGAGCUCUGUCAGUGACCAUCGGGUUCUUGGUCACCUCUCUGACCAAGGCCCUUCUCCCUCGAUUGCUCAGUUUGGCCGGGCGGCCAGCUCUAGGAAGAGUCUUUGGUGGUUCCAAAAUUCUUCAAUUUUAAGAAUGAUGGAGGCCACUGUGUUCUUGAGGACCUUCAAUGCUGCAGACAUUUUUUGGUACCCUUCCCCAGAUCUGUGCCUCGACACAAUCCUGUCUCGGAACUCUAGGGACAAUUCCUUCGAUCUCAUGGCUCGGUUUUUGCUCUGACAUGCACUGUCAACUGUGGGACCUUUAUAUAGACAGAUGUGUGCCUUUCCAAAUCAUGUCCAAUCAAUUGAAUUUACCACAGGUGGACUCUAAUCAAGUUGUAGAAACAUCUCAAGGAUGAUCAAUGGAAGCCUGAUGCACCGGAGCUCAAUUUCGAGUCUCAUAGCAAAGGGUAUGAAUACUUAUGUAAAAAAAAAAGGUUUUCAGUUUUUUUAUUUGUAAUACAUUUGCAAAAUUGUCUAAACCUUUUGUCAUUAUGGGGUUUGUGUGUGUAGGUUGUGAUUUGUAUUUAUUUAAUCAAUUUUAGAAUAAGGCUGUAACGUAACAAAUGUGGAAAAAGUCAAGGGGUCUGAAUACUUUCCGAAUGCACUGUAUGAUGACGUUAGAGGAGGAAAUGCAGAGUUUUGGGAAGCAUAGUCUUGUUUUCCUUUUAACUCUCACUUGAUUAUUACCGCCCAAAAUCCUUUUAGGUCAAGGGACAUAAAAAGAAAAAAAAACUAUUCGAGGGUGUUCUUCAUUAGGGCACGCAGCAGAAAGCUCUUUAAAAUGUUUUGCAACGGAAAAUGGAAAUUAGUGUUUAAGUCCAAGUAGUCCCUCCCUGUUUCAGUCAGUUUUCUUCCGUUUGGUGCUGAAUGGACGCUACCCACGGGUCUGCUUUGAGGAGAUUAAGCUCAGAUUGAGUGGCACACCACCAGCAGAUGGCCCAAGUGAAGCAAUUAAGCAGUCUUCCAACGUUCAAACACCAUGUGACCAGAGACCUACACCACCUUUGGGGUGAAGUUUCCCCUAGGUACAGAUGUAAAAUCAGCUUCCCCAAUCCUAAUCUUAUCCAUCAUGUAUGGGCAACUUCACCCUACCCCCUUUCACCACGUUAGAUAUGUUGACACUUAAGUGCCAGUAUAGCAUAGCACAUUCCAUUCCAUUUCGGGCGGGGUGUAGUGUCAUGUAUAUGCUACAGCGAAUGUCCUCCAUACUGUAAUAUAUAGGUUUAUGAGCUGUCACCUUAAGUGACUGAGGCGUUUUGAAACAGGAUGGUGGAGCGCACUCGUGUUGCAUGCAUGCGUUCCAUACAUUCUAUAGGGCAACGCUGCCAGAUGCACAAAGCUUUGCUUUGCAACGCUGCUGCCUGUCGUUGCUGCGUCACAGAGUCCAAUUGACACCCGACACUAACCUUUUUGGUCUGUGACCUUAGGGUAGCUAGUGUAUCCCCAACCUAUUCUUGAUUAUAUUCCACUUAUUUGAACUAUUCCAGUUCUAGCAUGGCUGAUCUGAUACCAUGAAUUGGUCAAUUAAUCGUCAAGCCUUUGAUUAGUUAGCCUUUCCUCAACUGAACUGGUCAACUGAAUGAACAGCGACAUAGAGGAAUAUUAACAUUUUAUUAAAAUAGUUUUCGGCAUAGCCUCGUCUCAGGAAUUAUCCUUGGAGCCGAAAUUCUGAUUUCAGGUAGCCAGCCCAAUGGGGGGAAACUGGCAUCGAGACCCCCUGCUGGGAGAAAGGAGUUUGAUGGGUCUUAAACUGGUGGUGGGGAGGUGGAUGGUUGUCAAACUGUUACAAAAAAACAGCAAGUGAGAGAACAAAGGGUAAGUUGACAUAAAUGCAUCCUGCGAUUUACGCCCAUUGGUUGAGAGGAAGGUGAUAAUUGCAAGCGUUAGCCCAUAGGAUAAACAGCAAGCGUGAGGAAUGUGUAUUAUUGUGCCAUGCUCAUAGGCUAUAAGGGAAAUAGGUGUAUGACAUUCCGCACGUGGCAAAUAGAAAGGAGUAGAUAUGAAGCUUUGAUAGUUUGUAAACACUAAUAUAUUCCCACUAUGAUCAUAGAGGAAGCAAUGUGAAUAUACACUACCGUUCAGAAGUUUGGGGUCACUUAGAAAUGUCCUCAUGUUUUCUAAAGAAAAGCAAAAAAAAAUGGUCCCUUGAAAUAACAUCAAAUUGAUCAGAAAUACAGCGUAGACAUUAUUGUAAAUGGCUAUUGUAGCUGGAAACGGCUGAUUUUUAAUGGAAUAUCUACAUAGGCGUACAGAGGCGCAUUAUCAGCAACCAUCAGUCCUGUGUUCCAAUGGCACGUUGUUUGCUAAUCCAAGUUUAUCAUUUUAAAAGGCUAAUUGAUCAUUAGAAAACCCUUUUGCAAUGAUGUUAGCGAAGCUGGAAAACUGUUGUGCUGAUUUAAAGGUUGCAAAGAAAAAGCUAUAUCUCAGACUGGCCAAUAAUAAGAAAAGAUUAAGAUGGGCAAAAUAACACUGGACUUUUUCUUUGCAACUCUGCCUAGAAGGUCAGCAUCCCGGAGUCGCAUCUUCACUGUUGACGUUGAGACUGGUGUUUUGCGGGUACUAUUUAAUGAAGCUGCCAGUUGAGGCGCCUGUUUCUCAAACUAGACACACUAAUGUAUUUGUCCUCUUGCUCAUUUGUGCACCGGGGCCUCCCACUCCUCUUUCUAUUCUGGUUAGAGCCAGUUUGCGCUGUUCUGUGAAGGGAGUAGUACACAGCGUUGUACGAGAUCUGCAAUUUCUCGCAUGGAAUAGCCUUCAUUUCUCAGAACAAGAAUAGACUGACGAGUUCCAGAAGAAAGUUAUUUGUUUCUGGCCAUUUUGAGCCUGUAAUCAAACCCACAAUUGCUGAUGCUCCAGAUACUCAACUAGUCUCAAUAAGGCCAGUUUUAUUGCUUCUUUAAUCAGCACAACAGUUUUCAGCUUUGCUAACAUAAUUGCAAAAGGGUUUUCUAAUGAUCAAUUAGCCUUUUUAAAAUUAUAAACCUGGAUUAGCAAACACAACGUGCCAUUGGAACACAGGACUGAUGGUUGCUGAUAAUGGGCCUCUGUACGCCUAUGUAGAUAUUCCAUUAAAAAUCUGCCGUUUCCAGCUACAAUAGCCAUUUACAACAUUAACAAUGUCUACACUGUAUUUCUGAUCGAUUUGAUGUUAUUUCAAUGGACAAAAAAAUUGCUUUUCUUUCGAAAACAAGGACAUUUCUAGGUGACCCCAAACUUUUGAACGGUAGUGUAUUUGCUUACUGAUGAAGUUAAAGAAGCAAGCCAUUCAGACCACCUUAGUGAUGUUGAACUUGUUGACCAGUUCUCGUGCUGGAAUAAGAUCAAAUAAGUGCAACUUGUUGGGGGUACCGAUACUCAAGUUUGGGAAACACUGACUUAGGGUAUAGAGUGAUAUAACUGAAGUUUCCUCAGGGGAAAAUUACAGUAAUUAUAUCCUAUUCAAUAUGGGAUCUUUUCCAAUUGUUCCAGGGAUAUUUCAUUGUUCCUAUUACAUUUAAAUUUUUGUCAUUUAGUAGACGCUCUUAUCCAGAGCGACUUACAGUAGUGAGUGCAUGCAUUUUCAUAUUUGUUCGUAAUGAUCCCCCGUGGGAAUCGAACCUACAACCCUGGCGUUGCAAGUGCCAUACUCUACCAACUGAGCCACACUAUUCUCUCCUCUUCACCUGCAGUACCUCAAACACUGAGUAUACAAACAUUAAGAACACCUGCUCUUUCCAUGAGACUGACCAGGUGAAAGCUAUGAUCCCUUAUUGAUGUCACUGGAUUGUGUAUGUGUGCCAUUCAGAGGGUGAAUGGGAAGACAAAAGAUUUUAGUGCCUUUGAACGGGGUCUGGUAGUAGGAAGGUGUUCCAAAUGUUUGGUAUACUCAGUGCAAGUGUCAUGUUCAGUAGGAAAAUAUUUUUAAAUGGAGUGAAACGGGGAGGUACUGCCUUAUCCAAUGAACACAUUUUCCAUUGCAAAACAUUUUGCUACAGUUUGCACUCAGGUGUCCAGAAGGACAAGUUGUUUAAUGAAAUACUUAUCUGACUCCUACCCUUCCUCUCCACCUCCAGAGUCUGGUGCAGUAGGGGUCUCAGGACAGUUUGAAGACGCCGACGUUGAUCAUUGGUAAGACUGUCACCUUCCUCCUGGGAAUGGGUUCAAUUGAUUGAUUUAGAUUUUUAUUGGAUAAUUAAAAGUACAUAGGCUUCUCCAGGUGGUUGAUUUUAUAUAAUUCAGUGUUUCCAUCACUAGCACACCUGAUUCAACUAGUCAAAGCCCUUUUAUUAGCUGUGUCAGGUGUGCUAGUACUGGAAUAGACUAAAUAAGGGGAACGGCUGGGGGUACUCGAACAGAGGUUAGGGAAACGCUGCUAUUAUGCCUCUAAUUAUUAUUAGGGCUCAUGAUUGGCUCUCUCCUCCUGUGCUGUUGCUAAUUGUAUUGUUGGGUUUUAAAUGAUUGUGUGACUAUGAAUGGCUCUGUUCCCGUGCGUAGUUUUAACGAUCCCUGUACUGUAAUCAAGCUGGGUAGUUCUAAUACUCUCGUUGGCAGAGACUGCCUAGCUUGGCCUGCAACUGAUAAAUUCCACCUUCCAUUCACCCGUGGCACAAGUUCCCCCUAGACUUUACACAGUGUGAUUUUAAUCAUUGACUCACGCUCCAGUCCCUUACCCCAAGGCCACCUAUAGCGUGUUCAAGCAGUCAUUUUAUUUUAGCACUUUUUGGACUAAUGAAGAGUCAUGAUAACAUGGCCAUGAUGUCACCGUGAUCAGGUCCAUUUCCUGGCCACUAAUCAGCCGUGUGAAAUGUGAUCUUGUGUUGCAGAUGGAACAGAGAGGCCCUUGUUCGCACCCCCCUGACUGAAAGCUUUUUGAAAACGGGGGCAUUAGGGUGGAAUCGAGGAGGGAGGCCUAAAGGUCUGAUUGCGUAACACAGAUGCAGGGAGGGCCAAGGCACUGGGUCUCCUCUGAAUGAGAAAGUCUCACCCAGCUAAUCUCUACUGGCGGGUCACCAUAGGCCUCUAAGUCUGGAAGACUAACACAAAUAACAACUCACUUUUUUUUAUGUGGAGUUUCCAUUUUUGUUACUGAGAGAAAAGACCAGCAGAUUUAUUUUGAGCUUUGUAUGUUCAAAUACUAAAUAAUAAAACUUGGUUUUGUAUAAAGCAAAGUGUGUGUGUGAGAAUGGAUUAAUUGGUAGUUGAAAUGUAGUCAAACAUAAUCUGAUUCAUCUGAAGUGAGCACAAGGACUUUCAAACAGCAACUUGUAAAUCUAAUCAACCUUCUACUGUAAUUCUUAUCAACCUGUGUUUUAACAAGUGAUAAGUUGCAGGAUAAGGAUUUGAGAUGUAAUGCUGGUGGGAUGUUCAGUUGGCUGCCACAGGCCAGCUCUAGGGCCGUAACAACAUUGUUUGCUGAAAAUACUUUUUGUUUGCCAACUGGCACCCUGG